Pseudopodoces humilis (Tibetan ground-tit) is the source of this 3633-nucleotide messenger RNA. It is a transcript of the gene RUBCN, whose product is annotated as rubicon autophagy regulator. Gene Ontology annotation, cellular component: early endosome; late endosome. Gene Ontology annotation, molecular function: phosphatidylinositol phosphate binding. Lineage: Eukaryota; Metazoa; Chordata; Aves; Passeriformes; Paridae. The record is from RefSeq and is a predicted model, not a curated record. Gene Ontology annotation, biological process: negative regulation of autophagosome maturation; negative regulation of endocytosis.
UCGCGGUGACGGCGGCGGGGCCGCGCGCGCCCGGGAUGGAGAUCAGGCCCCACGCGGGGCACGCGGAGAGUCGGAAGGAGCACUGGAAGCUCCUUGGCAACCUGAAGACCACAGUGGAAGGUUUGGUGUCUAUAAGCAACCCAAAUGUCUGGUCCAAGUAUGGCGGCUUGGAACGGCUCUGCAGAGACAUGCACAGCAUCCUCUACCAUGGGCUCAUGCAUGACAAGGUGUGCUGCAGACAGAAGGAUUACUGGCACUUUGUGAAGGACAUUCGCUGGCUGAGUCCAGGCUCUGCUCAUCAUUUGGAGAAGUUCAUCAACCUGCAGGAGAGUGGCCAGUGUGACCCCAAGGGCCCAGGGGACCAGGCCAUUGCGCAGCUGUGGCUGCAGCACAGCCUGCAGUGCCACUGCCUGUCAGCGCAGCUGAGGCCGCUCCUGGAGAACCGGCAGUACAUCAGGAAGUUCUACACAGAUACUGCCUUCCUGCUCAGUGACGCCCACGUCACAGCCAUGCUGCAGUGCCUGGAAGCUGUUGAGCAGAACAACCCCAGGCUUCUGGCUCAGAUCGACACUUCCAUGCUGGCCGGCACGUCACUGCCGUCCCUGUGCGCAUCAGACCCUUCUGCUGGGACAAGAGAGAUGUGUGAUCACAGUGGUGAGGGACACAAGAGCCGUCUGCCAGGAGCGCUGGGCUGCCUGGAUCAUUUCACUGAGAGCCUGCUUACCAGGAAGAGUGACAGUCCGUCUCCAGUGACGAAGAGUCAGAGCCUGACUGCCCUCCCUGCAUCCCUGAGUGUCCCUGCUGCCACCUGCACACAGCAGCGCUGCUUUGGGUCCUUCUCCAGCCUCCAGCAUGCAGCCUCCUCUGGCCUCUCAGACAGGAGACCAGUGAGUUCCUGUGGCAGCUCCAACUCCAGCCAGCCCCAGGAGCGCUGCCCGUCCACCCGGUCCUCCUCCUUCAGUGAGGGCAGGUCCCCUCUGGAGCAGCCCAGCUCUGUCACCCGCUUCCACGUCCCCUCACCCAAAGACCCUGUCUUUCCAGCCAGCGAGAUGAGCUCCAGCACCACCAGCCAAAGCGAGGACACUUGGACAGGGAGUCAGGAUGAUCCACAGAGUGAUGUUAAUGAUGGGCCGGAGUACCUGGCCAUUGGGAACUCGGGACGCCGGGGCCGGGCAUGCAGCAGCACCAGCACCAGCAGCACCAAGAGCAGUAGCUCCAAACUCUUCUCCUCCAGCGGCUCCCAGAAGCUGGACUCAGUAUCGUCCCUGGGGGAGCAGGGAGCAAGUGGAGGUGGCAGCAGGGGCCUGAGCCUGUUGCGCCGGUCCAGCUUCUCAGAGGGACAGUCUUCAGCUCCACAGGGCAUCCUCAAGAAGAGCCAUGUGCGCUCACACUCUGACACCAAUGUGACUUCUGGGAAGUUGCACGAGUCCCAUGGUGAUCCAAGUGGAGGGAGAGGGCCCAUCUCUGCUUCCACACAGAGCAGUGAACUGAGUACACCCAGCUCCCUCUACAUGGAGUAUGACUCUGGACAGUACCUGAGCUCGGGGGAAGGGAUGUUCAGGAGACCUUCAGAAGGGCAGUCCCUCAUCAGCUAUCUCUCUGAGCAGGACUUUGGCAGCUGUGCAGACCUGGAGAAGGAGAACGCCCACUUCAGCAUCUCAGAGUCCCUGAUCGCUGCCAUUGAACUGAUGAAGUGCAACAUGAUGAGCCGGCAGCUGGAGGAGGAGGAAGAAGACAGUGACAAGGAGAUCCAGGAGCUUAAACAAAAGAUUCGCAUUCGGCGUCAGCAGAUCCGCACCAGACACCUGUUCCCUACCUGCCAGGAGAUGGGCUCAGACAGUCUCGUGGCAACAGACAGCGGGUCCCAGUUCAGCUCCCAUGGCUCCAUGCGGCUCUCUGACUCUGGCUCUGCAGAGGAUGUGGAAGAGUACGAGAUCCAAGAUGGUAACGAUGGAUCUAACCUGAUUCAAAUGUCCAAGAACGGCCUCUCAGUGUCAAUGGCUUCCUUGUUCUCAGAUGCAGACAUCAAGAGGAACCCAGACUCCAGCAGGAAGUCCUUUCUCUCCUCAGACUCCAUAUCCCACUCCUUCCUCAAUUCAAACUCGGCAGAGGCAGUGGCCAUGGGCUUGCUGAAGCAGUUUGAGGGCAUGCAACUCCCAGCUGCCUCUGAAUUGGAGUGGCUGGUCCCUGAGCAUGACGCCCCACAGAAGCUCCUGCCCAUCCCUGACUCUCUGCCUAUCUCUCCCGACGACGGAGAGCACGCCGACAUCUACAAGUUGAGGAUUCGGGUACGCGGAAACCUGGAGUGGGCCCCGCCGCGACCGCAGAUCAUCUUCAAUGUUCACCCAGCCCUAGCGAGGAAGGUGGCUGUGGCCAAACAGAAUUACCGGUGUGCAGGCUGUGGCAUCCGGACUGAUCCUGAUUACAUCAAGCGGCUGCGGUACUGUGAAUACCUGGGCAAGUAUUUCUGCCAGUGCUGCCACGAGAACGCCCAGACCGUCAUCCCCAGCCGCAUCCUGCGCAAGUGGGACUUCAGCAGGUACUAUGUGAGCAACUUCUCCAAAGACUUGCUGAGCAAGAUCUGGAGUGACCCACUCUUCAACGUGCAAGCUAUCAAUCCUGCCCUGUACCAGAAAGUGAAAGCUCUCAACCAAGUGCGGCUGCUGCGAAUCCAACUUUUCCACAUGAAGAACAUGUUCAAGAUGUGCCGGCUAGCUAAAGACCUCCUGGACUCCUUUGACACAGUGCCUGGCCACUUGACAGAGGAUUUGCACCUCUACUCGCUGAGUGACUUCAGUGCCAUCAAAAAAGGGGACCUGAUGCCUCGCCUGACAGAGCUCCUGAAGGCAGGCAGCCUGCACAUUGACAAGUGCAUGUUGUGCCAAGCCAAAGGCUUCAUCUGUGAGUUCUGCCAGAAUGAGGAUGACAUCAUCUUCCCCUUUGAGCUCAACAAGUGCAAGACAUGUGAAGAGUGCAAAGCCUGCUACCACAAAUCCUGCUUCAAAUCCACCCGCUGUCCCCGGUGCGAGCGUCUUCAAGCCCGGAGAGAGCUGAUGGCCAAGCCGAGCCUGGAGUCCUACCUCUCGGACUAUGAAGAUGAGCUGGAGCAGCCGGAGGCAGUAGCAGCCACAUGAACAUGGUGCAGCCAAGGAGCAGAUCAUGAGUUUAUUUAUGUGCAUGGCCCUCAUCACCAGAGACUGAGCCACGCAGAUUGGGGAUGAGGAGGACUGUUGGGAGGCCUGGAGUGCUGUCUUGAAGGGAUCUCUUUUUCCCUCAUGCAGUAGUGCUGGGCUGGGAAAGGAGCAUAUUCCACCAUGUGGAUCUGCUCCAGGUACCACUCCCACUCCCUGAUGCCUUUGCUUGUGGGGAGGCAGCUGCUCCUGCCUUCACUGCAGGCAGAACAGGGACAUUUCCCAAGCAGUUGUUCCUGCUGGACCUGGCAGGGUUGUGCUGUCCAUCCCUGUGCCCUGCUCUGAGCUGAGCAGGAUCCCCUGAAGGGUCAGCACGCUCUGGUCACAUCUGCUCCUUGGAGGAGAGAAUCAGAUCUCAGUCCUCUGAUCCUCCAUUCUGCUGCUGGGGGUUGUGUGCAUGGAGGGAGGGUGGGCUUUGGGGUUGGUUGUAUAUUUAACAGCU